Cucumis melo (muskmelon) is the source of this 1598-nucleotide messenger RNA. Its product is annotated as F-box protein 7. The record is from RefSeq and is a predicted model, not a curated record. The coding region runs from base 365 to 1348 and encodes 327 amino acids. NCBI's taxonomy places the organism in Eukaryota, Viridiplantae, Streptophyta, Magnoliopsida, Cucurbitales, Cucurbitaceae. Gene Ontology annotation, cellular component: SCF ubiquitin ligase complex. Gene Ontology annotation, molecular function: protein binding. The transcript has 11 exons. Gene Ontology annotation, biological process: SCF-dependent proteasomal ubiquitin-dependent protein catabolic process.
AAAUUAAUAUUUUGACUAAAACAUUACGGUUAAAUUCCGUGCCUCCACUCUUUCGGGAGGUGGACGGGAGAAACAGGUUAGGGCUAAAUUAGAUACCACAUGAUCAAAAUCCCAAUGUCUGUAGUGGGCAUAAUCUUAAUUCCCAAAAUCUGUGCAAGUCGGUGUCUCAUCGUUCAUGUAAAAUUCUAAUCAAUAUAUGGAAUGAAGAGGGAAUUUUUACGCGAUUUUCAGUUUAACUCUCGAACAAGUAUUCCGAUUUCUCUCUCCCUCUCUCUCUCUCUGCUGUUCCUUCAUACUUUUCCUAGAAUUUUGAACAGUUCACUCAAAAUCAUCAUUCUCCAAGGAAAGUAUCCAUUGCGCACUCAUGGCUUCGGACUAUGCGUUGAAGGUCCCUGCUGAACUUGAAUCAGCGUUGCGGUUGAAGACUGUUCAGUAUUUCAUUACGAAAAGGCCGUGGCUUGAUCUCUAUGGUGUUAAUGUUAGACCUGUCGCACCAUUUGGAAGUUCAAGUAGGCAGCCAUUUGUUGAUCCAGCAUUAAUACAUCGCAGCUUACCAGAUGAGUUACUGUUUGAGGUCUUUGCCAGAAUUACUCCUUAUGACCUGGGGCGGGCGUCAUGUGUGUGUCGAAAAUGGAGAUACACCAUCCGGAAUCCUGUAUUCUGGCGUAAUGCUUGUUUGAAGGCUUGGCAGCUCUCUGGUGUGGUUGAAAACUACAAGUUUUUGCAGUCUAUGUAUGAUGGAUCAUGGAGAAAAAUGUGGCUUUUACGGCCAAGGAUCCGCACUGAUGGCCUUUAUGUUAGCAGGAAUACUUACAUACGUGCUGGGAUCGCAGAGUGGAAGAUUACCAAUCCAGUUCACCUGGUCUGCUAUUUCCGUUACAUAAGAUUUUUUCCUUCUGGGCGAUUUCUCUACAAGAAUUCUUCACAGAAGAUUAAGGAUGUGGCUAAGUGCAUGAAUUUUCGUGCUUCGAAAGCCGACUGUAUUUUUGGUGGACAUUAUACCUUGUCAGAUGAUAAGGUUGAAGCAGCUGUUCUGUACCCAGGUGCACGUCCUACUGUGCUCAGAAUCCGCAUGAGGCUAAGAGGAACAUCAACAGGGGCUAAUAAUCGAAUGGAUCUAUUGACCCUUGUUACCAGCGGUAUGAAUAACAAUGAGGUUGGUGAUCCUGAAGAAGAUAUCCUUGGCAUAGUGGAAAGAUGGCGAGACGAUGAAACACACAACCCAGACGUGCCUGCAGUUUCUCACAAGCGGGGUCUGACACCUUUUAUAUUUGUUCCUUUUGAUCAGGUGGAAACAUCAGAACUAAACUUGCCUGUAGAUAAGAUGGAUUAUUUUGUACCCGGUUGAUGCACCAAGUUUACUGUAUGUUUCUGUAUAUAAUCUUCGGUCCGGCCUCGGAGAUUUUUUAAUUUAUUUUUUCAUAGUCAUCCUGCUUGAUGCCUGUACAUAAAUAACCAAGCAUGUGAAUUUACUAGAAAACAUGUCAAUUUCGACAUCUCCUUGUUCUUGUUGUAUCAUUCCAGUAUUGUAUGAUUGUGUUGCAGAAAGUGCAAAAAAAGAUGUUUAUUUAUAAAUGGAAACCUGGGAAAUUAAAGAA